AUGGCUACUGUUGUGGAGAAGCGGGGCGACCAGACGAUUUACAAGUCUCCGGAUCACAUCGAUCUUCCCAAAGUCGACCUUCUCACAUUUCUGUUCGUCCUCCACGCCGACGCGGCAGAUCCGUCCAGAUCAAUCACCAAGUCCCGCCUAGUAAAGGCUUUCAAACAGCUCGGUCACACCCUCCGCUACCAGUAUGGCGUCAACAAGGGCGACGUGGUGCAGGUCAUCUUCACAGGCCACUACAUGGCCCCCACCGUCUUCUAUGGCAUCAUGGCAGCGGGCGGCACUGUCGCGGCGUCUACGCCGUCCUCCACCCCGCCCGAGGUCGCGCGCCAGAUCAACCUCACCGAGAGCAAGAUGGUCAUCUGCAGCCCCGAUCUCAAGGCACUCGCCGCUGCUGGUGGAUCAGCUGCAGGACUCCCCGAUGAUCGGAUCCUCUACAUUGGUGACAGCCACGAGUUCCAGCUCUUCGAGGCUAAGACGGAUAAGAAAGUGCCUCUUUCGUCACAGGAGCUCGACUGGGAACGGGUGACAGACCAAACGAGACUCGAGAACACAGUUGGUUGCUACAUUUACAGCAGCGGAACCACCGGCAUCCCCAAGGCGGUCAAGAUUUCUCAUGCAAACAUGAUUGCGCAGACCAUGUUCAUCUCAACGCCGACAAUAGAAUAUUAUAAGACGCAUCCGAAGAUGGAGUACAUCACGCUCGCACACUUACCCGCAGCUCACAUCUCUGGUCUCCAAGCCUACAUCGUCAACCAGACCUUCAUGGGUGGCAUCGUCUACUGGAUGAAGAAGUUCAACUUUGUGGAAUUCCUAGACUACGCCAAAAAGUAUAAAAUCACCUCCUUUUUCAGCGUGCCGCCCAUUUAUCUCAUGAUUGCGAAAUCGCCAUUGGUCAAGGACCACCUUGACACCGUGGAAUUCGCACUCACAGGAGCCGCUGCCCUGGGAGGCGAAACUCAAGCCGAAGCACAGCGAAAAAUGGGCAGGGGGAAAGCGAUCCUCGGUCAGACGUGGGGUCUCAGCGAAACUACCGGCGGAUUCACGAUCCUUCCCCGGCAUCUCACAGAUGACACAGGAAGCGUCUCGAUGAUUGUAGCAAAUUGCGAGGCUCGUUUGGUCGAUGAUGAGGGGAAAGAUGUCGAGGUUGGACAGCCUGGAGAGAUGUGGUGCCGCGGGCCAAUCAUCACCAAGGGGUACUAUAAGAACGAUAAGGCCAAUAAGGAAGCGUUUGUCGACGGUUGGUUCUGCACGGGCGAUCGAUUGUCGUUCAAGGAUGGAAAGUUCUACUUCGUCGAUCGGAAAAAGGAACUCAUCAAGUACAACGGUUUCCAGGUAGCUCCAGCUGAACUUGAAGCAUUGUUGGUCACGCACCCAAAGAUCCAAGAUGCGGCAGUCAUAGGCGUUGACGGCGAAGGCACCGAGCUCCCAAGAGCUUAUGUGGUCGCCGAUAAGAAACAGAUUUCUCCGGAAGAAAUCCAGAAGUGGGUGGCAGAUCAGGUUGCUAGUUACAAGAAGCUCCGUGGAGGCGUCAUUUUCAUCGAUGCCAUCCCAAAGAGUCCCUCUGGAAAGAUUCUGCGCAAGGAUCUAAGGGCACUUGUAAAGCGCGAGGCCGGCGCGAAGCUCUAA
Colletotrichum fioriniae is the source of this 1632-nucleotide messenger RNA. NCBI's taxonomy places the organism in Eukaryota, Fungi, Ascomycota, Sordariomycetes, Glomerellales, Glomerellaceae. The record is from RefSeq and is a predicted model, not a curated record.